AUGCCGCCGAAGACGUCUAAAAAGGCGGACACGAAGGCCGGCAAGGCUCCGGCCAAGAAGAAGGAUGGAGGAGGCGGCAAGGCCAAGAAGAAGAAGUGGUCCAAGGGAAAGGUCAGGGAUAAGCUGAACAACAUGGUUCUCUUCGACCAGGCCACCUACGACAAACUUUAUAAAGAGAUCACCACCGCCAAGCUGAUCACCCCGUCGACAGUGUCUGAGCGUCUGAAGGUGCGAGCAUCACUGGCCAAGGCCGGUCUGCGCGAGCUACAGGCCAAGGGUCUCAUCAAGUGCGUCGUGCAACACGGAGCCCAGCUCGUCUACACGAGGGCGACCAAGGCCGACGAGGUCGUUGUUGAA
This is a messenger RNA of Mesorhabditis spiculigera, 357 nucleotides long. Lineage: Eukaryota; Metazoa; Nematoda; Chromadorea; Rhabditida; Rhabditidae. The record is from the annotation of a GenBank genome assembly.